This is a messenger RNA of Camarhynchus parvulus, 4488 nucleotides long. RefSeq names its product transmembrane protein 266 (gene TMEM266). NCBI's taxonomy places the organism in Eukaryota, Metazoa, Chordata, Aves, Passeriformes, Thraupidae. Bases 2364 to 3902 code for a protein of 512 amino acids. The transcript has 10 exons. Gene Ontology annotation, biological process: monoatomic ion transport; transmembrane transport. The record is from RefSeq and is a predicted model, not a curated record. Gene Ontology annotation, molecular function: monoatomic ion channel activity; voltage-gated channel activity. Gene Ontology annotation, cellular component: plasma membrane.
UUUCAUUGACAUUACAUUCUCUAGAAAACUAGAGGAUACUUUUAAAAUUUCCAAAGGCCUUUAAUUCCAGAAUCCAUUAGGCCCAGGAUCUGAAGAAAAUGAAAAUUGAUAGCUUGGGGAAGAGUCUUAAGGUUGAAGGCCAGUGGCUGAAAGACAAUCUCAAAGUUACAUGCCGAGCUGGAAACGCAAUUCUGAGCUGGAAAACACUCUUCUGUUUAACUGCAGAUGUGCUCCAGCUUUGGGAAAGCAAGAGAAGGGAGGGACAAAUAUUUCAUGUUUGUAUCCGGGUCUGUUCCCCAGAAUCUUAGGAUUAAUCUAAAAAAUAAGAUUUCUUAAAAUCCAGAGGUACAGUUUGUGUACCUUUCUUUUCUAAGUCCCCUUUGGACGUGAGGCUGGGCUUACCAGCACUGUGCUGUCUCCUGAACAAAUGGUGAGGUUUUAUUAGGUUAAGAAACUUCCACAUGUACAUUGGCCUGUCUGUCCUCUGAGGCCAGUUUCCAUCACUCUUAUUCCCAUUUCCUAAAUCAGCUGGAUCCCCCUGUACUUUUUACUCCCCAGGCCUGCAAAUGCAGUUAGAGCAGGAUUCUCAGUUUUCUCACUCUCAGAAAACAGGUGCACAAUAUCUCAUGCCUUGACCAUUUUCUCAUGCUGAGUACUUAGAAGAACUGAUUUGGGUAAAAUUUUUCAUUCAGAAUGUUUGGGGUUGUUUUGUGUUGUAAAAAUGUCAACUGAAAGUGAGAUGAUAGGGAGGUAACAUUGCAAAACAAGUGUGAGUCUUAUAUUGUGAUUUUGCUGUGCUGGUAGGUGCAAGAGUUUGCAUCAGAAAGCUCUGUGUGAUUGAAAUAUUCAUAAAUUUAGGCAAAUGUUUUAGUAUUUUGCUGCCUUAGGGGGUAUACUAAAUGAAAUAAUUUAAGGUGUACAAAGACCGGGGAAUAGACUCCCAUUGAUACUUGAAUGGAUAUGAAAUCAAGUUUCUGCUGUGUUAGCAAAGCUUCAUCUGAAAAACAUUUCCUUCUUACUCUGUCCUUAGAAGUAUUGCAAGAUUGUAAAUAAAUGGAAGGUUUGUGUCUUUCUAAAGUAUGAGUAGUCUUUUGUUUUAAAGUUGUCCUCUUCAUAUGAAAUUAAAUUGCUUUUGGCUGACUUACCUACUUGAGGAGGGUGAUCACAGUGUAGAACUUUUUUUCUUGCAUCUUUUCCGGGCACAUUAUCUGGAAAAUGUGAAAAUGCAUUGGCUACAUUUUGCAUUUUUGUAAAAUUACAAAACAUGGAAUAAAGCCUUGGAAAUGGCUCUACAAAAGAUGUAAGUUCCAAUUUUACUUUUUUGUAUGAUGUGAUUGUUAAGGAUCUUAAUGUAGCUACAUUUGUAUGUCUGCACUGUAAAUACUUGACUAACAAUUCAGCCUGUGACUCUAGGGUAAAGUUUAGUAUAAGAGCAUUUUUCAUGAUCAUUGGUGUUAUUGUAAGUCAUUCCAAUUUGCCAAUAUUUAUUUCUGUUUAAUCAAAAUUAGAGUCUGUUUUUAUGUUACUUUAAAAAAUUCUGUAGCAUCUAAUCUUCACAAUAGCUUCAUAAGGUCUCUCAUGAUUUUUAAGAGCUUUUGUUUGUUGUGUGGUAUUCCUUAUUUUUCCUGCUCCCAAAACCUGUGUAUCAGUAGGUUUCAUUCUCACAGGCUUGUCCUCUUUUGCUCUGGUGGCCAUGCAUUGCUCCAGGUACAGGACAAGUGGAGAUUUUGCCUUUUCCAAAUGUGUUACUGAGUUUUGUUGAUCAAAAUACUAUCCUGAUAACAGCCCAUCUAGAAUGCUUGAUGACAUGAUUUAAUUUUUGGAAGAGACAUCCUAAGAUAGCAAAGGGAGUCAGGAACAGUUCAAACUGGAAAAUGGAGAACAAAACCCCCAAACGUCAUUGACAAUAUUAAUGUUUAUGUCUACAACGUGUAAAAUAUUGUCUUUCAAUAGAAUUUACUCUCCUGAAGUUUUCUCUGAAAAUCCCCUUCCCCCUCUGAUCUUGGUUAUUUUCUCAACAAUCUAGUGGAUUGAAACAAGACCUGUGUUCUUAUGGAAUUAUGUAUGUGUCAGUGUGUAAAAGUAAAUGCACUGUAACUUUACAGCUUCCAUAAUAUGGAGGAAUUAACCUGGAAUAAAAACACUUUGAAAAAGAAUCAUGGGGGGGGAGCUGACCUAUUAAUCACAUUUGCAACAUGAAAACAGAAGUCAUUGUAGCCCUUUGGAUUUCUUUCAGCUGUGUUUCAGAUAACCUUGUUUUGCUUCUCACCGAGACCUAAUCUUGCAAAGCUAGAACUUUAAUGCAGAGCAGCUGGAAGUAGUUAAACAUUGGAACCACUGCUGAUUUGGUUGCAUCCUCCAACAUGACCAAUCCUCAGCCUACAAUUGAAGGCAGUGUUUCAGAAGUUGAGAUCAUUUCCCAACAAGUGGAAGAAGAGACCAAAAGCAUUGCUCCUGUGCAGCUUGUUAAUUUUGCUUAUCGAGAUCUACCUUUAGCUGCACUUGAUCUGUCUGUGGCUGGGUCCCAGCUUUUGCCAAAUUUGGAUGAGGAGUACCAAAGAGAAGGAUCUAACUGGCUAAAACCGUGCUGUGGGAGACGAGCAGCUGUGUGGCAGGUAUUUUUGCUCAGUGCAAGUCUCAACAGUUUCCUGGUAGCCUGUGUAGUAUUGGUGGUGAUUCUUCUGACUCUGGAACUCCUAAUAGAUAUAAAGCUUCUCCAGUUUUCAAGUGCUUCCCAGUUUGCAGGAGUAAUUCACUGGAUCAGCCUAGUCAUCCUCUCUGUUUUCUUUUCAGAGACUAUUUUGAGGAUUGUGGUCCUUGGCAUAUGGGAUUACAUUGAAAACAAAAUAGAGGUGUUUGAUGGUGCUAUCAUAAUCUUGUCCUUGGCACCAAUGGUGGCCUCAACAGUGGCCAACGGCCCCAGCAGCCCGUGGGAUGCCAUCAGCCUUAUCAUCACUCUGAGGAUAUGGAGAGUGAAGAGGAUCAUUGAUGCCUAUGUCCUUCCAGUGAAAGUGGAGAUGGAGAUGAUGAUUCAGCAAUAUGAGAAGGCAAAAGUUAUUCAAGAUGAGCAGCUGGAAAGACUAACCCAGAUCUGCCAAGAACAAGGGUUUGAAAUCAGGCAGCUGAGGGCCCACCUUGCUCAGCAGGACUUGGACCUGGCUGCAGAGGGAGCUGCCCUGCAGGUCCCACACGUGCUGAACAAGCAGAGCAGCAAGAGGUACAAGGUGGUGGCCACCGAAGACUCGGACGACGAAGGCACCGAGAACAUCUCUGAGCUGCGACCUGCACGAGAGGAUGACAUGAAUAAUUACAUCAGUCGAUACUACAACGAGCCCAGCAGUGACAGCGGAGUCCCCGAGGCCGCCAUCUGCGUGGUGACCACGGCCGCCAUCGACGUGCACCGGCCCAACAUCUCCUCGGAGCUGUUCACGGUGGAGGUGCCGCUGCGCCUGGGCAGCACGGGCACCUCGGCCAGCCUCACGUCGGGCAGCGCCUCUCGCUCCACGGCCAGCUCGGGCACGCGGGGCUGCAGCGAGAGCAGCCCGACCCUGGGCUCGUCCCCGGACUGCAGCGCGGCCUGCGAGGAGCCCCGGGCCCCGCUGGCGCCCGCCCGGCAGCGCGCAGUGCAGGAGCUGCUCUCGUCCCUGUCGGAGGAGGCGUGCCUGGCGCAGAAGGGGCUGGAUCCCGUCAACCUGAAGCUGCCCAGCCCGGCCGGUUCGGUGGGGGCCAGCCCUGACCUGGGCCACCGGCUCAGCGUCUACAACCGCAGGAACCAGGAGAGCCUUGAUGUCUUCCAGCUCAAGCCGCUCCUCGACUGCCCCCAGGGUGCCCCGACGAUCGAGGAGAAGUACGGGGCACUGGGGCCCCCAGAGCCACGGCUGGGCAGGGUUCCCGAGGCAUAGGCCCCGCCUGAGGAAUGGGGACUCCUGCGGGGACACGCUCACUACACUGGCCAUGAGGCUGUCACAGCUGAGGUGGCAGUGCUGAAGACAUCUGUGGCAUCUGCUGCAAUGGCCACCGGCCUAGGGCGAGGCCAGCAUCGCCUCUGCUCCCCUGUGCCUGUGGCACAUGACCUACCUGCCCUGCCACCAGCUCUGGGCCAGCUGGGACCUACAGUGGCCAUCUGGGAACAAUGGACCUUCCAGCAGUCUUAGGGCAGUACAGACCCACAGGGCCUGGAGGGACAAACAGACUGUGCCGGGAACAUCGUGGAAUUUCCACAGGUCCAGGGCCAGCACGAGCCCCAUGGUGCCAGGGGCAGGACAGAGCUGCUGGACAGCUUGGGCCCAGCCUGACCCUGCCCAGGGGCUGAGCGUGACUGUGAGGGGUGUGGAGAUGGGAAUAAACACUGACAAACACAUGCGGCCUCCUGCCUUCUAUUGCUCUUGCCUUCUUCUCUUAGCCGCUUUCCCUGUCUUGCUUUCUUCCACCCCACCACUCCACGUGCCAUGCAACAGACCACAAAAAACAACCAUCCCACAUCGCAGU